Cylindrotheca closterium is the source of this 3185-nucleotide messenger RNA. The record is from the annotation of a GenBank genome assembly. NCBI's taxonomy places the organism in Eukaryota, Bacillariophyta, Bacillariophyceae, Bacillariales, Bacillariaceae.
AUGGGCAAAUCUCCAGCUUCGAAGGCUACCUCGGCUAAUGCAAAAAAGCUGGGUGUGGCUAAGUCCAAGGCUUCCUCUGUAGGAAAAAAAGCGAUGAAAAAACGACUGGAAAUUGAUUUGGAACAGCCCAAAGACAGAGAUCCUGUCAAUUCCAAUGAUGUUGACAUCAAGCAAAUUGCCGAUGAUCAAGACGCUCUACGAACGGCCGACGAAUUCGAGGCACAACGAAUCGCCGAGCGAGAGUCGCGGCGAAGAGAGGACUACAAUAAACUGGUCCCUAAAUUAUCUGAGUGGUGGUCAAAGAAAUUGUACUGCGGUGAAGCAGUCAAUCAAGCGAUGCAAAGAAUGGAUCGCAUUCAAACCGGCAACGCCUUAUUUGCAGCCUGGGAUGAUCGAUAUCCAGGCGCUUGGAAUCAACCUUGUUUGCGAUUUGAUGCCCUGUUCAACAACUAUGCCGGCACAUCAACAUGCAACGAUCGAUUUCUUCAGAUUUUUACUUAUCUCAACUCUGAUAACGCCCAACUGGCUCAAUAUCUCAUCUCCUCUUUUGAUCUCUACACAAUCGAGGAUACAGCAGCCGAAGACGUCUGGUCACUGCGAGUUCUUGCAAUGCAAAUUUCAUUGCAGAACCCUUUCUCGUUCUUUGAUAUUGACGAAUUUGAGAAAAACCAGAACAACAAUCAAUUCUUUGAAGGGGACAAGUCGGAUCCUCGCCUUCGUCUGGAAAAUCCGCUUGUUGGCUUUUGGUUGAUUUGUUCUGAAAUGUUUGAUUAUCCAUGGGCAACAACCUUUGACGACAACUACUAUAACAAGCCGUCUUCGUCAAUCAUUCGUGGCAUCAAACAAAAACGAUUGGCACCUUUUCAGUCCUUUUUCCGACCAGAAAGUUCAAAUCAUCAUAUUCAACAUGCAAUCCAGAAGAUCAGUGAUCCAGUGAAUGACCAUUUGGACAAGGCGGAGGCACUGGCGGAUGAAGACGGAUCGAGUGGGGGAAAUGCUGACAAUGCCGAGGCUGCGGACGACAAUGCCACUACUAUUGACGGUGAUGCCUACCAACAACCAAAUCAGGACGACAAUGACGAUGAAAUACUACUGACGGCGGUCCGAAACAUCCCAAGACGCCCACCACUUUCUUCAGAUGAUGAGGACGACGGAGAUGAGGAUGAUGAUGAUAAUGAGAAUGAUGAUGCGGUGACCAAUGGUGAGGUGGUUCAGACAGAAUCUGUAGAAGCACUGGUGAGGUCAGAAGACGACAACAUGGCGGUUGACAACUUGACAAGCCCAACUCAGGUCUCUCAGGACAGCUCUUCAUUGAUCCAUACACCUCCACCUACACGUCGCCUCGCUCCACCGCCCACUCUUGCUGAGAAACUUAACAAAUUAAUUCAAGUUAACUUGGAUGGGAUGACCUGCAGAUGUCAUAUUUUUGAGACCACAUUUGCGACAAAUUUCUCGGGAUCGGACUCCGGCACGGUUGCUGAGGCCAUUUUAUCUGCGGUGCUGACAUCCAUGGAGGAAGCUUUGAACAACUCCUUUCACGAGUUGAAGAUCCUUCCUAUCUCCGACGACACUUAUAAACAACAGAACCGGUGGAUUCGGAACUCGGUUGAGUUACGCAACAAAAUUUCGUCCUACCGGGCCCUGAGUCUUUACUGCGAUAUGGAAUAUGGGAAUUCUCCUUAUGCAGCAACCAACAGCAAGCCUGGCGAGAAGAAACUACGUACCCGAAUGCGGGUCGGCUUUGCAAGGGACACGUCGGAAGAGGCGGUACAGGACUAUCUUCACACUGGUCUCCGUUCCCAGGGUCGCGGUGCCGGAUGUUACCCGUCGCCGCUUCAAUAUGGGGACAUUGUUAAAGUGGGUUGCUUUGCCUUUAUCCCGCCGGAGGUCAAUUUUGACGCCUAUGCGAAAGAAAUCAUGCGUCACUUUGACUUCUCUAUCCCUAUUGGCAUCAAGAUGGACUGGGUUUCUACACCUUACACAGGACGUGCUAAAUUCAACGAACGUUCCCCUGGCGUAACAAGUCCCCAUGGGUACGCUCGCAAGAUUCAUGCCAAAAGAGUCGAUCAAGAAUUAAGAAGCCUUCUUAAUCCAUCCACAGCAAAGCCAGACUUCCCCUUCGCUGCUCCGGCUACAUUUAUCAGUGAUUGGAAGUCUGCUCAACAGGGCUUGAUCAGUGUGAAGGCCUAUGGUCCGGUUAAGGAUGCUACCCUCACCCUUAUUAGCAAACUACAUGAUUACUACAUCCUGACAGAGGUCCUGUAUUCGGUCAUGGAUCUGCCCGGGAUGUUCAAGUUCGCAACUACUACUACGUUUGGCUCAUGCACCUUGUUUAAGCUUCUCCUGUCGAUCAAGGCAACCUCAGCUCAAGCCAACAAAGCUUCUCAUGUCCAUCAAUCAACAACUGAGACUGAUGACUCAGACGAUGACUCAGACAAUGACUCUUCUGACGACGAUCCCAAUGAAUCCUCUGGCUCUAAAGGCGGUCAAUUCACAGGAGUUCGGUCUAAGAAGGCGGCAACAAAGGUGAAAAAGAAGGCAAAGAAGAAGAAGAAGUUGAUCACAGAUAAUGAGAAUCCGUUCCUUAACGAUCUCUCCCCAGCCCAACGGAAAAUGGCUGAGGUUGCUGACCGUAAGCUGAAGAAUGAUCAGGAGCGUCACAAGUCCGGCCCGCUGUUCUUGAUGGUUCUACCCGGCGAGAUGGAAGGCACCUACAUCCUGGACAUUAUAUCACCGGUUCUCCAGGUGUGCUUACCUAAGUCAGGUGUUUGCCGCAACUUCCCCCGUUCGGUGGUCUUUGCCCCGGUGGAUUAUCAAGGCCUUGGUGUUCCUCAUCCCUUUGGCAAGCAAGUGUACAAACACUUGGAGAUGAUCCUGCGCCAUAUGUUGGGGGGUACAAAGACUGGAGCCUACUUGGACGCCAAUCUCCAGGCUCACCAACUGGAAACUGGUACCUCCUUUGGUCUUCUACAGCAAGAUUACCAGAAUACAUCCAUUCUGGCUUCUGAUACCUGGCUUAAACGGGUAUGGAAGGAACUUGAAUCUCUGGAUAUGUACAUGGCCUUUGACUCUCCGGCCCUAUCUUUAAGGUGUCAUCAUGACGCCCUCCUGAUUGACUUGUUCAUGGAUCUUGAGGUUGAUCAGGACGACCUUCUCUGGCUUAACUGGUGCCGGAUGUUCCUGCA